Passer domesticus (house sparrow) is the source of this 3347-nucleotide messenger RNA. RefSeq names its product transmembrane protein 9 (gene TMEM9). The record is from RefSeq and is a predicted model, not a curated record. The coding region runs from base 1850 to 2425 and encodes 191 amino acids. NCBI's taxonomy places the organism in Eukaryota, Metazoa, Chordata, Aves, Passeriformes, Passeridae. Gene Ontology annotation, cellular component: lysosomal membrane. The transcript is spliced from 6 exons.
GACCAUAAAGCUCAUCCAGCCCUAAGCCCUGCUACGGGCAAGGAGCACGAGAGCAGGCUGCUCCAAGCCCCGUGCGGCCUGGCCUCGGGCACUUCCCGGGAUGGGGAGGUUAAAGAUGAGGUGAUUACUGGGCAAUCCCAGGGAGAAGAGCGGGUGGUUGUGUGCAGCCAUGCUCUGGACAGCCUUUGGUGGGGGUUCGUCCUGGGAGCUAUCACACUCACAGCCCCCGAGAACUUCACCUCACCCUCUGCUGUGCUUACUGCGCUGGUGGGUUUUGGUCCAGAUGCAGCUGGUUUUGGCUGCAUGGCUGCUGUGGCCUGGGCUGAUGGUCUGGAAAAAAUAGCUCUAAGGCAUGUGUACAUGCGUCCCUUUGCUGUCAAAUAAAUUAGAGAUAAAUAUGCCUUAAUCAUCCUUUAUGUGGUUGAGGGUGUUCUGCAGUUCAUGGUGCGUGAACUCUGCCCAGGUUCUAAGUUGUUGUUUAUGGUAUAAUAGAUCAUGUGUUUUCCCCUCCCAUUAUGAAAAGUGACAUUUAUGAGUUGUUCAGAUAUUCUGAGCUCAGCUGAGAGUUGGGCAUUGCAUGCCCAGCAAUGAUACAUGCCCCACUGCUGUAUUAAAAAUUCAGACAAAAGUCCAGACCCACUUAAAAUGGGUAAUGUGCACUGGGCAGCUUAGAUCAGUCCUGUUCCCCAGAUCCGUGAUGAAGAUCUGAACCCCUGAUGUACAGGGGAGUCUCCCUGGAAAGGAUCAUUGUUUGAGGAGAUUUUUGAAGCUGUGGUGCAAAACCUUAAUAAAUGAUGGGAUGAGGUGACAGGACUGGGACGCAUUUUGGAGGUCUGGCAGCUUGUUAGAAGUUGCUGAUGUUUUGUUUAGAUAAAGAAGAAAGGAGUUUGGUAUUUGUAAUCCAUUAUGUGAAUUUAAAGUGUUGACAUAAGAUAAAGCAAAGGAAAUGGAAUAUUGCAGUGAUUUAAAUCCCAGUGGAAUCAGGUCAGGUGAUGGAAUACAAGUACCUGGAGUAAGCUGUGGGAUUACCUGGGAGCUGAUUAAUGACGGUGUAAAUUCUCUUCCCCUUCCUCUGCUGAAACAGCUCUUCCCUGCUGUCCCAAGGUCCCCCAACACCUGCUCCACCUUUUCUCUCUGAGGGUGAAUGCCAGUCUGACCAAGGCAAGCUUGCCUUUUGUGGCACAGGGAAUAAAUUCAUAUUCUUAUGGAUUUAUGGAAGCACACAUCUCUGGAACAACUUUAUCUGGAAGGAGAUAAUCUUUAGGGUCCCUUCCAGCCCAGACCAUUCUGUGAUAUGUAGCAAAAGGCGUUAAUGAAUUCACCAAGCUACCAGCUUAAAGUAAUUUUAAAAUCAGGAUUUACUGAACAGGUAUCUUGAGAUAAAGGAGGUUUAGGAAUUGCUUUGGAAUACUUAGGAAUAUUCCACCCCUUUCCCAUAGCUCAUGACGGGAAAAUACAAAUUCCCUUCAGCAGCAAGACUUUGAGUGUCAGAAGAUGAAUGAUUUGCUGUUCAUGGCAGAGCAGCAGGGAGGCCCCAGUGUACUGCUUUAGGUCACCCUUGCACCUAGUUCUGCAUCUUUUAGUGAGCAAAACUGUCAGCACCAAAAUAUCUGCAGCUGGGCUCCAGGGUAGUAAGAGAUGGACAGGAGGUUUUCUGCAAGUCCAGUUGUAAGGAAAUCAGCAAUAUUUUUGCAGGGCUGGGGUAGUUUAGAUGUGUGGCUGUACAGGGUGGAAGCUCUUCUGACAGGAGCGUUGUUGGGAUCUAUGUUGUUUCCGAAAGUUUCUGGCUGGCAUCAGCUGAGAUUCAGGAACAAAUUUCUUCUUCCUGGGCAAAACAGAGGCUCCCAGGAUGUUUGCCCAGAGCUCCCGGAACUCUGUGAGCCCCAUGCUGCUGCUGGUGCUGCUGGGCUGUGUCCUGUGUCCCCCAGCACAGGCCAGCAAGAGCUCUGAGGACAUUCGCUGCAAGUGCAUCUGCCCCCCGUAUCGCAACAUCAGCGGGCACAUCUACAACAAGAAUGUGUCCCAGAAGGACUGCAACUGUCUGCACGUGGUGGAGCCCAUGCCAGUGCCUGGGAAUGACGUGGAGGCCUACUGCCUGCUCUGCGAGUGCAAGUACGAGGAGCGCAGCACCACCACCAUCAAGGUGAUCAUCAUCAUCUACCUGUCGGUGGUGGGGGCCCUGCUGCUCUACAUGGCCUUCCUGGUGCUCGUGGACCCCCUGAUCCGCAAGCCAGACCCCUACACCCAGCCCCUGCACAAUGAGGAGGACAGCGAGGACGCUCACUCCCUGGCCGCAGUGCCCCCCCUGGCUGGCGCCAGGGCCAACACAGUGCUGGAGCGGGUGGAGGGGGCCCAGCAGCGCUGGAAGCGGCAGGUGCAGGAGCAGAGGAAGACGGUGUUCGACCGGCACAAGAUGCUGAGCUAGGCCCUGCUGGGCCCUGCCGCACCAGGACACCCCAGCGUUGGAAUGGAACCUCCAGCCCUCCCUGAUUCACCGUCUCUAGAGGGAGCAGCAGCCCCAAAGGCUUCUCUGGUCGUGUCCCCUGCCCUUCCUCUGCCCAGCCACGCUGGCCCCUGGGCUCUGGCUGCCCCGUGGAGCUCGGCCGAACACAGGACUCCAUCAGCCCACCCCAGCAGGGACAGGGGCUGGGAACAGAGUGCUGCAAGCUGGCUCAGUCCUCCUGGGAUAAAAAUAGUGGGAGAAUUUUGAUGUGGGAUAAAUUAUGUCAUGUUAUGUUUCUCCAGGAUACAGCAGCCACCUCCUCCUCCAGUGUGCACUGAUGGUCCUUGGGCAUUGUGGUGCUGAGCCACACAGGAACAGCACAGGAACAAAGGGGAGGGGGUUUCUGCCAGUGCGCACUGCUGCUUCUGCUUAUCCUGAUGUAAAUGGAGAGAUUUCCAUACCUCUGGAUUCUUUCCAGGUUUACACCAGCAUAAUUGAGACUGCAGCUUGCUUCUGAGCAUGUGAAUAUCACAAAACCUGUUAGUACCUACAUCAGUAAGAGUCCAACAGGUAAAAAUCUUUUUGUGCUUUACCAGUAGAUAAAAACUUCCUGGGGUGAAACCUCUUGAGUUGUACCCAUACUGGUGACCCUUGGUGUUCUCCCAGAGUGGACAGCAGCAUUUGUGUCCAAGAGAACUGGGACACAGGCUCUCCUGGAGCACUAGAAACACCUGUCAGGGCCCUGGGAAGUGGACACUUGUGCCACUCAGAACACUCCAAGAGCUCUGACAGGGCUUGGGCUGCGUGGAGGAAGCUGCAGUGAUUCUGGCGUGUGUAUUGAUCCCACUGAGAACAUUUGGAGUUUAUGGUCUAGCACCUCCAUAUUAAAUGCAAAGAUCUGCUA